Paramisgurnus dabryanus is the source of this 2417-nucleotide messenger RNA. RefSeq names its product serine palmitoyltransferase, long chain base subunit 3 (gene sptlc3). The record is from RefSeq and is a predicted model, not a curated record. Gene Ontology annotation, cellular component: serine palmitoyltransferase complex. Gene Ontology annotation, biological process: sphingosine biosynthetic process; ceramide biosynthetic process. Gene Ontology annotation, molecular function: pyridoxal phosphate binding; serine C-palmitoyltransferase activity. NCBI's taxonomy places the organism in Eukaryota, Metazoa, Chordata, Actinopteri, Cypriniformes, Cobitidae.
GUAACUAACCUCGCAAACAUGAUACGGACUGCUGGUUGUCAUCAACGUAAUGGAUCGCUGAAGUCUAGCUUUGAACAGAAACAACUGAAAGAUGACAGUGGUGUGAAAAAUGGAUAUCACAAACACGUACGGGUGCAGACCAAUGGCAAAGGAAACGGUUAUCAUCGGCCUCAAGUUAGGGGUGAAGAUUCAUUUGAAGAGGCUCCUAUGUAUGUAGCUGUCCUGACAUACAUGGGGUUUGGUAUUGUAACCCUGUUUGGCUAUUUCAGAGACUUUUUGAGAGCCGUUGGCUUAGAGAAGUGCAAUCAGGCAAAGGAGAGAGAAGAGCAAAAGGAUUUUGUUCCUCUGUAUCAAGAUUUUGAAAACUUUUAUACCCGAAACCUGUACAUGAGGGUCAGGGACAACUGGAACCGGCCCAUAUGCACUUUACCUGGUCCUGUUUUUGACCUCAUGGAACGGGUCUCUGACGAUUACAACUGGACUUUCAGGUUAACAGGCCGAACGAUUGAAAACGUCAUCAACAUGGGAUCAUACAACUAUUUGGGCUUCGCUGAGAACAACGUUGACUUCCUGAAAACUGUAGCAGACCAGACCAAGCAGUAUGGAGUGGGGGCAUGCAGCACAAGACAGGAACUUUGCAACUUAACUAUUCACGAAACACUGGAGAGGCUUGUGGCGGAUUUCUUGGGGGUGGAGUCUGCCAUGGCAUUUGGAAUGGGAUUCGCCACUAAUUCCAUGAACAUUCCUGCACUAGUUGGAAAGGGCUGUCUCAUUCUGAGCGAUGAGCUAAAUCACACUUCUCUCAUCCUGGGAGCCAGGCUUUCGGGAGCAACCAUUCGGGUCUUCAAGCACAACAACAUGCAGAGUCUAGAAAAGAUGCUGAAGGAGGCGGUUUGCUCGGGACAGCCUCGUACUCAUCGCUCCUGGAAGAAGAUCCUCAUCAUGGUGGAGGGCAUUUACAGUAUGGAAGGUUCUCUGGUCCGACUUCCAGAGAUCUUGGCACUGAAGAAAAAGUAUAAGGCUUAUCUGUACCUAGACGAAGCCCACAGCAUUGGGGCGGUGGGGCCCACCGGUCGUGGAGUUACUGAAUAUUUCGGUGUGGAUCCAAAUGAAGUGGACGUUUUGAUGGGCACCUUCACCAAGAGCUUUGGGGCUUGUGGCGGGUACAUUGCGGGCAAAAAGGAGUUGGUGGAUUACUUGCGAAGCAACUCCCACAGUGCAGUCUACGCUACGGCCAUGUCACCACCUGUCGUAGAACAGAUCAUCAGGGCGUUGAAAUGCAUCAUGGGAACUGAUGGUACAACAGAAGGCCAGCGUAGAGUUCGGCAGCUGGCUGAAAACACCCGCUACUUCAGAUCUCGGCUGAAAGAGAUGGGCUUCAUCAUUUAUGGCAACCAGGACUCUCCUGUGGUACCGCUCCUGCUCUAUCUACCGGGGAAAGUCGGGGCGUUCUCACGGGCCAUGCUGGAAAGAAAGAUUGGUGUUGUAGUUGUUGGUUUCCCAGCUACACCCAUUACAGAAGCCAGGGCUCGUUUCUGUGUGUCUGCCGCCCACACCAGAGACAUGCUUGACAAGGUUCUCCGCAGUCUUGAUGAACUUGGAGAUGACAUCAGAUUGAAGUUCUCUCGACUAAAACGUUCUGUUCGCCCAGAAGUGUACCACGAAAUGGACUUAGAGCUGGACAGCUGAUCAUUGACUGUGAGAGCGAUCGCUCAUUUACCUUGAGGGGCUGCCGCUGUCACCUCAGUGAGGAUGCCCUUAGUUAAAAAUGUUUUACUGUUCAACGCAAGACAGUUCUUUGUCUCCAAAAAACGUAUUCAAACAUAUUCACUCAAAAAAGUGUUUUUAAUAGCUUUAAACAGUGCGCAGACAGACAGAGGACAUUACGCUUUCGGCCUUUUGGCGCAUCAGAUUUCCACAGGAUUCCCUCGGGAACCAGUUACAUAUUUUAUAUAUGUACAGUAAAUGUUGUAAAAUUGUAUUUAAUUGCUUUUUUUAACUGCUUUUUCGCAUUUUUGUGAAGUUGUAUGUUAAAUUGUCUAUUCUCAGGGGGUUGUGGGAAAUGAGGAGGGGCCGUGAUGGCUGGGUUUGUCAAUUGUUUAUGUAAAGCUGCUCGAGAGAUGCAGUAUAUCAAACAAUUAAUUUUCUUAACACUGACCUACAUCUAAACUCAAGCUGCGGAUAAGAAACCUCUGGAAGUGGCAUUAUUUUAUACUGCUGCUGAGAUGGACUGAUGAAAAACCUCUAUGCUGUGAUGGUUUCUGUGUUUGUGUGAUACAGAUGGACAAUGAUUGAAAGAGAAACUCAAACUCACAGUAAUUGUGCAUUUUGGUAUUGCAUCUUUCGAAUCCCAGCACUUACAGGCAUCUAUUUGUGCAAGAAACUACUACUGAUUCAACAAUAAAUCUACAAAUUCA